AGAUACGGCUUUCCUCUGAGUGCGUUCACUGCACUGUGACAUAGCAUGAGCAGUAGUUCAAAAAGUUGGCUGGCUUCCUUAGUAUCUGUUCUGUUAUAGGGGAGGGUAGGGGUGGAUGGGAAUUGGCCAAGACCAAAUUAGGAAGGAAAUGGGGAGCAGGUUUGGGCAACCAUGUUCAGGGGUUGUCAACUGGCAGACUGGAUGCAGAUGCAGCAAAGUGUUUCAGCGGAUCAAACCAAGCACUUAAAUAUACAGUAGCAGAACUGAUAAAUGUGUGGAAAAAAACUAACUGUAGAUGAUUCUUUAGCUCAUCAGGAAAGGUCUGAGAUGUGAGUCAUUUAACGGAUUCCUACACACAUAGAAACUCCGCUGCAAUAUAACGAAGGAGCUCUUAUUUAUCUUUCAUUCUGUGUGUGAAUUUGUGAAGAAAACGCAAUGCGCUCAAGAGACAGCAUCUUCAGAACCUGCCUCAGAGGGAUUUACAGUUGCUCUUGGAAGCGUUCACAAGACAGUAAAACAAAAUGUGUAUACUGCUGGUUCAGCUUUCUCUCUCUGGUGUCCAUUCUGACCCUGGGCUGGAUGUAUAUCUGUUUUGUUGCUUAUAAUGACCACGAUGAUGUCAACAGGGAGGCCUUUACUUCCCUCAGAGUUUGGGUGAACUGGUACAUGAUUGUUAUAAUCCUGUCUGCAGUAUUGGCUACUUACUGUCUUCUGCUCCUGGUGCUUUCAUUAGUCCAUAUUUCCAUAAAAGAACCUUUGGCGUUACACUGGCUGCAUAAGGUUUUGUUGUUUGUGGGUCUGGUUAUGGUCGGACUUGGCGUAGGUGGAAUGAGCUUCAGAUGGACAGAAGAAUGGUCCAGUAUCUACUUAUCACUGCAGGCCACAGCUCCUUUUCUGCAUUUGGGUGCUAUUGUGGCUUUGACCAUCAUCAGCUGGCUUGUGUUCCAGAGUUACUACAGAGCUCAGAGAACUGUUUCUAAGAUCUUCAUAAUUGGGGUAUUCAUGGCAAUUUUGGUCGUGGUUUUCCUCAGUCCUCUCUUGAUUCGUAGUCCAUGUCUUACUGACACACUUCCCCCAAAACCCAGUCUUGUGGGCCACCGUGGUGCACCUGUGUUGGCUCCAGAGAACACCAUCAUGUCAUUCAAUAAUAGUGUGGAGUGUGGUGUGGUAGCCUUUGAGACGGAUGUGCAGCUCAGCAAGGACAUGGUUCCUUUUCUAAUGCAUGACAAUCGUAGUAAGUUUCUGGCAAGGACAACUAAUGUGGAUAUCGUGUUUCCAAAUCGAAUGUACAACACGAGCAGUGACUUCACAUGGGAGGAGCUACAGACGUUAAAUGCAGGCGAAUGGUUUGUCAAGACAAACCCUUUUUGGUCUGUGUCUUUCAUUUCGGAGAAAGACAAGGCUCUUGCUCGUGAACAGAGAGUACCAUCCCUUGAACAACUCCUAGGUAUUGCAAAAGAUUACAACAUCUCUCUUAUCUUUGACUUCAAGAAUAAAGAUGAUGACUGCAAUAGCACAGUUAUGACCAUACUGAAAUCUGGCAUCUCGCAAAAUUUGAUAUGGUGGCUCCCUUCAAAGUGUAGACAGGAUGUUAAGAAGCAGGCUCCAGGGUUUCGCCAGGUCUACAGCAAUAACUCUUCAAUGGUGAACGACUCUGGGCGAUUUCUUAAUGUGAAAUACAAUGCAAUAAGUACUGAAGACAUUAGUAACUUCAGAAGCUAUAAUGUGACGGUCAACCUGUGGGUGGUGAAUGAGCGCUGGCUUUUCUCGUUACUGUGGUGCGCAGGGGCCAGCUCAGUGACCACUAACACAUGCCACCUCCUCAAAGACAUGUCUCAGCCUGACUGGCAUCUGGCUCCUCAUGUGUACAGAAUUAUAUGGAUCACUGCUGAUGUGGUGUCAUUACUGGUGAUGAUCAUUCUGUUUUUUGUGCAGGGGAAAGCAAGGAACCAGAUUUUUGUCCUGGAAUCAGAAAGAACCGUCCCCCUUCUUAAUUUCUGAGUAGCUCUAACACAGAAGAAAGAAUGAAUACAGCACCGUGGUGAAAAAACUAGUAUUUUAAAUCAGAGAUGCAGAUGGGACUAAUGGAGCUAACAAGUGGCCUCCAGCUCACAGCCUCCAGUUUGUGAAACAUUCACAGCUACACCAGCCCCAUAGCUUCAGUGCAGA
Ictalurus furcatus (blue catfish) is the source of this 2169-nucleotide messenger RNA. It is a transcript of the gene gdpd2, whose product is annotated as glycerophosphodiester phosphodiesterase domain containing 2. Bases 436 to 2001 code for a protein of 521 amino acids. Gene Ontology annotation, cellular component: membrane. Gene Ontology annotation, molecular function: glycerophosphodiester phosphodiesterase activity. The record is from RefSeq and is a predicted model, not a curated record. Gene Ontology annotation, biological process: lipid metabolic process. The transcript has 15 exons. NCBI's taxonomy places the organism in Eukaryota, Metazoa, Chordata, Actinopteri, Siluriformes, Ictaluridae.